Messenger RNA from Cylindrotheca closterium, 546 nucleotides. The record is from the annotation of a GenBank genome assembly. NCBI's taxonomy places the organism in Eukaryota, Bacillariophyta, Bacillariophyceae, Bacillariales, Bacillariaceae.
AUGCAAUUCUCAAGGUUGGCAACUCUGGCACUGAUUUCAGUUCCCUAUGUGGGAAUUGGGGCACUCAUCCGAUACUACAAAAAGACAGAUGGAAUCAGUCUCGAUGAUGAAAUGGAAAUCACUCCUCUGCAACGCAAGGCCAUGUGGGUUCAUUUAGGAUAUUUUGCCAUGGUUCCUAUUAUGAUUGAAGCCUUUCAGGAUUUACCCGGUCUCGACGUAGUCAUUGGCAGUCGUUCUACUGAACCUAGCAAUAUCUCUUAUAUGAUGAUCUGUUUGGCAUCCGAGAAUUUCUUUGUCUCGUGCACCUGUCUUGGAAUGUUGUUGACUCAAACGAAAGUUCCACGCUGGGCCAUGAUGACACCCAUUUCUCAGCUUGCUUGGAAUCUGAAGAAUCAUGUCGCAUGGUAUUUCAUGAGUGGAACCUUUGCUCCUGAAGGCCCUCUGUUGUUUGCCUUGUUGGACAUGGCGGUCAUUUGGCCCAUUACUGCAGUCUAUGGUUACAACUUUUUGUAUGCCGAUAAGAAAGAUUUGAACAAGAAGGAGUAA